AACUAAAAAAUUGAGCACAAAACAAGCAAAAGAAAGAGCAGCAUGUCCAAUAGCCAAGCUUCUGGCAAUUAAAAUAAACUGAAGAAGCCCAUAGAUCUAGUUCAUGUGCGACACGGGGCUUUUCUAUCUAAGUUAAGAACUGUUUAAAUGUGGGGAAAUGACAAACGAAUGAAAAUCGGACCUAGUUUUGUCAGCAAGACGCAACCAUUUGAUUCAGUAUCUGCAAAUACUUCGAGAAGAACGCACGCGUUCAAAACAAAAACCCCUUUCACAUAAAAGGAUAACAAUUGAAAAGGAUUAAAUCGCGAGAAAUCAUGAAACGCCUUGCCUGUUUGAAUUUGCGCUCCGUUGGCUUAAGCAUAGCCUGUUUGGAUGCCCUAAUCGCAGUUUGCGUUUUGAGCCUCUCCAGUUAUCAUUUGUACUAUGAUUUCAUGGACUUGACGCAAUGGCAGCAAGCCGAAGUGCAGAUUACGAGUCCUUUUGGCACAUUUGUCGCUACGUUGGUGGAUUAUGUGCUAGUGCACGAAUUUAGUCAGGCUUUCUAUAUGAUACUAACUGUGACUGUGUGGGUCAAAGCAUUGAUAAAUCUGAUUGUGGCUUGCAUUCUAGUCGAUGGCAUUAAACAGCGACGACUCGUCUGCAUUGCCCCCUGGUUAAUCAAUGCGUGUGCCUCAAUGGUCGUUGAGGUUGCCGUCUUCGUCUCCUUGGAGCUGAAGAUUGACGAAGUGGAUGCCUCUAUAGACCGACGCAUAGCACGCAGUGUUCUGUUUGGCGUUUUUACAGUACUAAAUGCGCUCUUUGCCUAUGGAAUUUAUGCGCUUUAUCGCAUGCUGAAGACCUCGACAAACGAGAAUCGUGCGCUGCAGGAGAGCAUUGUGGAGACGUCGGGUAUGUUUCAGCAUAUCAAGGUUUAAAAUGUGACAAGUGACAAGCAAACUUAAAUUGGCCCUCUACAGAAAGCAAACUUAUUUAGUUGGAAUCUCGAACAAGAGGCAUUUUCUUAAUCCAAUGUACAAGCAUUUAUGUAAUGUAACAAAUAAAACGAAACACAAGCAAUCAUAACUUA
Molecule: messenger RNA, 1066 nt
Organism: Drosophila nasuta
Lineage: Eukaryota; Metazoa; Arthropoda; Insecta; Diptera; Drosophilidae
Exons: 4
Coding region: 315-914 (199 amino acids)
Source: RefSeq, a predicted model, not a curated record